UUAAGAGUUGUCAUCUUACUUUUUUAUUGAUGAAAUCAGUCAGUGUUUUGUUGGUUUGCUUGGUGAAUUCAGAAUAUUUUUCAGCUAAAAUCUGUGUUGUGUUUUGUAUUUUAAUUGAGUUCCUUCUAAAUAUCAUACAAGUUAUUUAACCGUUUUUACUUUGCUGUAACUUGUAUCAACAAUGACUAACGACGAAUCGAUUUUGAAGCAAUACCUUGCGAAGUAUAAACAUCGAGAUUACACCAUUCGGGAGGUGCUCAACGUGAUACAGCUUUACAAAAGUUUGGUUUAUCGUUUAGAAGCCUUUGUAUUUAACAAUGGUUCUAGAAAAGACUUACUGCAUCUCGAUGGUACUAUACCAGUCAACUAUAAAGGAGCUUGCUACAAUAUUCCUAUAUGUAUCUGGCUCAUGGACACUCACCCCCAGAACGCUCCUUUGUGUUUCGUGAAACCUACCCCGGACAUGUCUAUUAAAGUUUCGAUAUAUGUAGAUAACAAUGGCAAAAUUUACUUGCCAUAUUUGCAUGAAUGGUCACAAAAUGGCUCAACACUGUUACAGUUAAUCCAGGCGAUGAUAACCGCUUUCGGGGAAAUACCGCCAGUGUAUUCGAAACCUCGGAACGAAUCUAGACCUUAUCCAGUUUCACCUUUUAUGCCUCUACCUAGCUCUGGCUACCCCUAUCCACAAGGAACCCCACAACCAGGUUAUCCUUCAACAACUCCAUAUCCAACAGCAUCUAAUUUGCCGUACCCUGGUUACGGAGCGCCAUACCCGGGUGCUGUAAACACAAAUGGCACUCCAUAUCCUCCAGCAUCUUCAACCACUCCAUAUCCACCAGCAACUACUUAUACUCCUGGUAAUGAUGCAGCUGGAGGAACAAUAACUGAGGAACACAUCAAAGCAUCUCUGUUAUCAGCUGUUGAAGACAAACUGAGGAGAAGACUCAAAGAACAGUCACAGCAGUCACAGGCAGAACUCGAGACUCUACGUAGAACAGAACAAGAGCUCCAGCAGGGUAAGACACGCCUGGAGGAUAUUUUAGCUAGAUUGCAGAGAGAACGAGCAGAGCUUGACCAGAAUGUCACUAUUUUACAAGAAAAGGAGAAAGAACUACAGGCAGCUGUAGAAAGAUUGGGUGAACAGGAAGGUAUUGAUGUAGACGAAGCCGUGGUGACUACAACUCCCCUAUACUCUCAGCUGCUAAAUGCAUUUGCUGAAGAAGCUACACUAGAAGAUGCUAUUUAUUACAUGGGAGAAGCUCUAAGGAAAGAAGUUAUUGAUCUUGAUACAUUUUUGAAGCAGGUUCGUACUUUGGCACGCAAGCAGUUUGCUUUGAGAGCUCUUAUGCAUAAAUGUAGACAGAAAGCUCAGCUGGCUUGUUAAAUGAAAUCAAAGAUCACAUACUGAGCACCAUAUGGAAUGGAAUUGACUAAGCAGAAUGCUAAAAGUUAAUAUUUUUUAAUUAUUUAGUAUGACUUAGGUAUAACAAUUCAAAUUAGUUUUUCAUUGGUGUCAGUGUCGAAAAUAUGUUUGAUGUGUUAUAUAAUUUUAUAUUUUGAAAUAUGUUCAAACAAUAUUUUGUCUACAUUUUACAUAAACUGAUAGCAUUGGCAAUAGUUAAAAUGUUUCUAUGUAAUUAUAUGAAUUUGUACAUAAAAUUUGUUGUUGCCAGUCUAAUUUAAUAAUAUCUUACAAAUAUGAUUAUAAUAUUAUAAUUAUUACGUAAUAUCACAUUUGUUAUGUUAUAGUUAUGACUAGAUCUGUCACCACAUAGAAAUAUGCAGUUUUAUAUGUGGUUGUGAUAGUAUUUCUAGCUUGUUUUUUUUUUAAACAACUUUAUGAUCUAAGUAGUUUCAUUAAUACAAUGUGUUAUGUUAAAUCUGGGAAUAAUGGAUAAAGUUGUAAAGUGAGGCUUUCAUUUAUUUAAAGGAAUUGCUACAAAAGGAAAAAUAAGUUUUAUUAUUUACUGCAUUCAUAGAUAUUUUUUUACCAUGUGGAAAUUUUAUCAACACAAAUUUUAAAAUAGGAAUAAAAAAAUAUUUGUGAGAAGGUCUGCUUAAAUGCUCAAAUAUUUGUGAAAGUAAUUAGACAAAAAUCUGAAAAAGUUUAUUAGGAAUAUUUGAGUUUCUGUAUUCUUCAAAGCAACAUCUCAGAAUUUGUCUUAUUUUUUCUUAUCAAUUGAUAGGAACUUGUAUGUGACUAUGUAGUUUUCAAAUGCGCUGGUUUAUAUCAUUAGUAUUAAUUGGAAAAUUAGACAAUAAGACAAACAUAUAUUUAGUAAUUACAGAAUCUACAUAUAUACAGCCUGUUAAAAGUACUUUUAUUGCAAGUGCCAUGUAACAGGAAUAUAAUGCAAAGUGAUUGUAAUAUUAAGUUUUUUAUGUGUAAUAAUUAUUUACAUUAAGGCUGUAUACUAUAUUAUUGCUUCAUGGAUAUUUUUUAAAACUAUAAUGUAAAAGUAAAUAAUGUACUAUUUAAUGGGUCCUGAAGGUUAUUUUUUAUUUUUGCUUUAAUUCUGCUAGUUAAGAAAUUGAAAACUGCCCUAUAUUUUUCGUCAUCCUUUAGCAGUUUAGAUGAGAUUAAAUAAAGAGCUGGAUGGCUUUGAUAAUAUUGUUAUCAAAAUCAGAACAUUGUUACUCAUAUGUAUGUAUUACUCUUAUUUACUCAUGUCUUAACUGUUGUAUUCUGAAAGAUAGUUGUUAAUCAGUUAAAUAUCUUAAUGAAUGUAAAUAGGGUAAGUUUUGCAUUGCAUGUCAUUGUGGACUGAUAAACACUUGUCACAAUAAAUAUGAAAUUGUAUCAAAUAU
Messenger RNA from Amyelois transitella, 2808 nucleotides. RefSeq names its product tumor susceptibility gene 101 protein (gene TSG101). The coding region runs from base 182 to 1384 and encodes 400 amino acids. The transcript has a single exon. Gene Ontology annotation, cellular component: ESCRT I complex. Gene Ontology annotation, biological process: protein transport; endosome to lysosome transport; protein modification process. The record is from RefSeq and is a predicted model, not a curated record. Gene Ontology annotation, molecular function: ubiquitin binding. NCBI's taxonomy places the organism in Eukaryota, Metazoa, Arthropoda, Insecta, Lepidoptera, Pyralidae.